AUCAAAUCACUCUUCAUCCUCUCCCUUCUUCGAACCAUAUGAACCCUAAAAAAAUCUUCCUUCACCCUCUUCAUUUUUCUUUGUACAUCUUCGUCCUUUCUGUUGUAACAAGGGUUUGUAAACUAUAAUGUAUGAAAAUGUCACAGUCUCAACGAAGGAAGAAUAUACUUCAUGCUCGUCUUUUACGCCAAAAAAUAGGAAGAAGAAGAAGUUUGACUACAACAAUGGCAAGUGCCUGCAUGGACUUGACGCAGUGAUGCUUGAGUCUGCUACAGAGUCUGCUACAGAGUGGAACCCUGGAAGAUUGUUUCUUCGUUGUCCAUUAUGGGAGAAGGUUGAAUUGAGGUGUGACUAUUUCAUUUGGGCUGAUGAAGUUGUUGAUGCUGGAAGAGAUUGUGGAAUUCAGGAACAGAGUGAAGAAAGCAAAUGGAGGUUUGCAGAAGAAAGCAACUGGAAGGUAGAAUAA
This is a messenger RNA of Arachis ipaensis, 466 nucleotides long. Lineage: Eukaryota; Viridiplantae; Streptophyta; Magnoliopsida; Fabales; Fabaceae. The record is from RefSeq and is a predicted model, not a curated record.